This is a messenger RNA of Vicia villosa (hairy vetch), 717 nucleotides long. RefSeq names its product MLP-like protein 423. NCBI's taxonomy places the organism in Eukaryota, Viridiplantae, Streptophyta, Magnoliopsida, Fabales, Fabaceae. Gene Ontology annotation, biological process: defense response; abscisic acid-activated signaling pathway. The coding region runs from base 49 to 513 and encodes 154 amino acids. The record is from RefSeq and is a predicted model, not a curated record. The transcript is spliced from 2 exons. Gene Ontology annotation, molecular function: abscisic acid binding; signaling receptor activity; protein phosphatase inhibitor activity.
AGCAUAACAUAUUGAAUACAUAUAUUUUCAGCUUGUGAUUGAUAAACAAUGGCAUUGGCUACCAAUGGAAAGCUUGAGGUAGAAAUUGAAGUAAAGUCUAGUGCAGAUAAGUUCUGGAGUAUUAUUAAGGAGUCUGCAGCUAUAUUUCCUAAGGCUUUCCCGAAUGAUUACAAAAGCAUUGAGAUUCUAGAAGGUGAUGGGAAGAGUGCUGGUUCUGUACGCCUAAUAACUUUUGGUGAAGGGUCACCACUUGUGAAGAUAAUCAAAGAGAAGAUUGAUGUUGUUGAUGAUUCCAAGAGGACACUAACCUAUAGUGUUAUUGAUGGAGAUCUUCUCAACUACUUCAAGAAUUUUAAGGGAGACAUUAGUGUAACUCCUAAAGGUGAUGGAAGCUUGGUGAAAUGGUCCACUGAGUAUGAGAAAAAUAGCCAAGAGGUUCCUGAACCUGAGAUCAUUAAAGAGUUUGCUCUUAAGACCUUUCUUAAGGUUGAUGAUUAUAUUCUAAAUGCAUAAAAUGUUCUAUUGGUUGGGUUUGAAUUAUAAUAUAAUAAGAUUAUAAAAAUGUAUUUUAUGAUUUCCCAUUUAGUAUAAAAGGGAAUGGUAUGAGUUUAUAGGACAUGGUCCUAUGUUUGGUUGUUUGCUUUCUUAAUAAUUAUGUACUAUUUGGUAGUUUUGGUAAAUUUGAAAAUAAAACUUUGUUGGUUGUGAGUGUGUUAA